UCAUUCUUGUGGGUCUAGACAAAGUAGAAAAGGUACUAAAACCCAAAAAGAACUACUUUCCUAGGGACCAUUUCAGAAACUUCCAGAAUUGAUAUAGUGCCACCGCCAUUAGUCUUUUAAAUCUAUGGUGGAACAGAUAAGCCAUUACAGAAGGCCACUAGCCUGAAAUUGAGUUGCAGAAAUCAUGUCGAUUGUACCAGUGUAUGCAAGAAGCGGCGAAAAUACAGACAUACAACCCUGGGGCAGCGAUCCUCUGGGGCACGGGUGGAGCUCAUGGAACUCUUUCUGCCCUUUCCGCCAUGGAAGAUGGAUGGAGCCUUCGGAGGCCUUCCCACAGUGGGAUCACAGUGCCUCUUCCCUCUUUUCAAAGGACGCCCACGCCAUGGCCAAUACGCAUAUCGAUUGGUGGGAAAGCGCCGAUGCCCACAUCAUUGAGGCCGACCUCCCUGGCGUGAGCAAGGAUGAGGUGGAAGUACUGGUGGAGAAUGGGAGCGUUUUGCAGAUUAGUGGGCGGAGCAGGAACAGAGCAACGCCUCCUGGCGGAGAAUUUAGGUGCCGCAGGGGUGAGCGGUGUAAGGUUGGUUAUUUAAAGAGGAUUCGAAUUCCUCAUGACGCCAAUACGCAUCAACUCAAGGCAGAGCUUGAAAAUGGGGUCCUUACUGUUACAAUUCCCAAGUUUUCAUCUUCUGAUGAAGUUAGGAUUGUAGAGAUUCAAGAAUGAAUGAUCUGGCUUGAAAGUCUUGGGCUUUACAUGAAGUUGUAUAUAUAUGCAAUGAUUCUGCCAUAGCAGGGAUUGAAAUAAAAUCUAGUGCUAUUUGUUAUAA
Molecule: messenger RNA, 824 nt
Organism: Cryptomeria japonica (Japanese cedar)
Lineage: Eukaryota; Viridiplantae; Streptophyta; Pinopsida; Cupressales; Cupressaceae
Product: 17.8 kDa class I heat shock protein
Exons: 2
Coding region: 185-721 (178 amino acids)
Biological process (GO): protein complex oligomerization; protein folding; response to heat
Source: RefSeq, a predicted model, not a curated record